AUGCAUAAAUCUGGUAUGCAAUAUUUACUUCUAAAUAUUAACUGGACAAUGGUAAUAAUUAUACUUAUUCCACAAAUAAUGCCAAUCGUAAGUCAACGAAUAAAUCAAAAAUUUACUUUAAAUUAUUUUGCUGAAAAAAAAGUACAGCAAAUUAGCAUGUUUGCUUGUUGGAAUAACGCAGAUAUUUUGAAAUAUACUAAACACAUUAUGAAAAAUACUCAAAUGUCCUAUCAUGCUAUUGAAGAUAUUUUCAAUAUUAGAAGCUUUUUAAAAUCUGAUUAUUAUAAAAUUGGCGUGGUUCUUGAUUUUGAUUGUCCAGGAAGUCAAGAUAUUUUAAAGCAGUUUUCAGCUGCUAAUUUACUAUUCAAUGAAUCAUAUGUAUGGCUUACUGUUACGACAUUACCUGAAGUGCCAACGAUAAUUCUACGCGAACUUCCGCUUAGAGUUGAUUCGGAAUUUGUAGUAGCUUUGGCUUAUAAAGAUACAUAUGUCCUUUACGAUGUUUACAAUUACUCUUAUCGUCACGGCGGUAAACUUAACAUCACUAAAAUGGGAUUUUGGAAAGAAGAGAGUGGAUUAAAAAAUUACUUAACCCAAUAUAAAUUCAAGAGACGUCAAAAUUUACAUGGAAUAACGUUGAAUUUUUCUACGAUUCUCACGAAUAAACCAGAACCCGAUUUGGAGACAUACCUUGCAAUUCCGAAAGAUCGUCACCUAGAUUCAGUGACACGUUAUCAUUAUGGUUUAGUACUGCAUCUUCGUGACAUAUAUAAUUUCUCAAUAAACUUAAAAUUAGAUACCUCUUGGGGUUAUCGAAAUACUAAUGGAACUUUCAAUGGAAUCAUCGGUGACAUGAUUAAGGGCACUAUUGAUGCUAGUGCUUGCUAUUUUCAGCAAAGAGAGGAAAGAAUAGGUUUGGUCGAAUAUACCGUUCCUACAUACGGUUUGAAGCCUCAUAUGUUUUUUCGACAUCCUAAAAAAAAUACUUUAAGAAACCAAUUUUUGAAGCCGUUAGAAAAAAAUGUCUGGAUGUUAUCGUUGAAUAUUAGUAUUGUCUUUUGGAUUUUUUUAAUAAUUGUUGUAAAAGUUGAUGAUUAUUAUCAAUCUCAUAGAGAUCAAAUGUGGCUUGCGGAUGCCUCAUCAGACUCCACGAUUACAAUUGUCGCAGCAAUAUCGCAGCAAGGAUCAAGUAUUGAACCAAAUUUAUUCUCAGGAAGAAUAGCAUUUCUCGUGCUUUUUGUGUGGUCGCUCAUGAUGUUUCAGUUUUAUUCAGCCAGCAUAGUGGGUUCAUUAUUAGCACCACCAAAAAGAUUUAUUAAUACUCUUCUGGAUCUAGCAGACAGCGAUCUAGAAGUUGGGUUUGAAGAUAUUGCCUGGCAGCGCAAUGCCUUUGCAACAAAAGAUGACCCGGAAACAGUAUACUUCUACAAGAAAAAAUUUUAUAGUGUACAGAAAAGGAAACACUGGGAUCAUCAAAAAAACGGCAUGCUGGAAGUGAGCAAAGGAGGCUAUGCUUUUAGCAGUGAAACUGGAUCAGCUUACCAAAUAAUCGAAGAUACUUUUACACAAGAACAAAUAUGCGAUGUAGUCGAAGUACCAUUAAUCGAGCCACAGUAUGUUAGUUUGAUCAUGAGUAAAUAUUCGCCAUUUAAGGAAAUGUUUAUUUAUGGAUUGCGUCAAAUGGUACAACAUGGACUGGUGGACCAUCUAAAGAAAGUAUGGACUCACCGGCGUCCACAGUGUCCUGAGAGUUUUCGCUCACAACCAUUACCGAUUGGAUUGAUGGAAUUCAGUCCAGCAUUAUUUUUGAUCGUAUUAGGUUCAGUUGUAGCUACGAUAAUUCUAGCAGUUGAAAAGUUUCUUAUGAUCUCGUCACAAAGAAAAAUCUUAAAAGCUGAAAAAGUUGACAGUCAGAGCAAGUCUACAACUUCAUUAACUACAUCACAACUUGAAGCUUAA
Phymastichus coffea is the source of this 1959-nucleotide messenger RNA. RefSeq names its product ionotropic receptor 75a-like. NCBI's taxonomy places the organism in Eukaryota, Metazoa, Arthropoda, Insecta, Hymenoptera, Eulophidae. The coding region runs from base 1 to 1959 and encodes 652 amino acids. The record is from RefSeq and is a predicted model, not a curated record. The transcript is spliced from 11 exons. Gene Ontology annotation, cellular component: membrane. Gene Ontology annotation, molecular function: ligand-gated monoatomic ion channel activity.